AGAUAGCUGACCGUCCAACAUUUAUAUAUUUUUUUCUAAAAUUGCAAUUACGUUGCUAUGAAUUUCCGCUAUUUAAAUGGACAUAUACGCAUAAUUUCGACCAGCUGAUAACUGUCAUAAUCGCUCUGAAUUUCUGAAUAUUGUUGCGUUCCGAGACUCAUCGAAAUGGAGAUAUCCGCUGCAUUUCACGCUGUAUUUCCGCGAGUGCAUGUGAUUUUUAUAUAAUUGUACAUUCGUCAAAUAAAAAAUUUUGCAAAAAAUUUAAAAAAAAGAACAGAUAGCGAUUUGAUAAACACUGCUGAGUUUUGCAUAUUGAAAAGAUGUUAAAACAUAAUUUCUUAAAGACAUCAUGGUGUAAAUUGUGCACACAAUAUAUCCACAAAAAUGCUCCUCUCCCAGAAGCACCUAAAAGUAAAGAGGCAUCUAAAAGUGCAAUUACAAAGGUACGCAACAUUGGGAUACUGGCACAUAUUGACGCUGGAAAAACGACCACAACUGAAAGAAUGUUGUACUAUUCGGGUCUCAUCAAACAUAUGGGAGAAGUACAUCAUGGCAACACUGUGACCGAUUACAUGGAGCAGGAACGUCAGCGAGGGAUAACCAUCACUUCAGCUGCGGUCACAUUUAAUUGGAAAGACCAUCGCUUCAAUUUAAUAGACACCCCUGGUCAUAUCGAUUUUAUUAUGGAAGUCGAACAGACUUUGCAGAUAUUGGAUGGUGCAAUUGUAGUUCUAGAUGGUUCUGCUGGUGUGGAAGCUCAGACGAUAACGGUAUCCAGACAAGCAGAUAGGUAUAACAUACCUCGGAUAAUCUACGUUAAUAAGAUGGACAGAGUGGAUGCUGACUUCGACAUGAGUUUGCAGUCUAUCGAAUCAAAAUUGAACAUGGAAACGUUACCAAUACAGAUUCCCAUAAAGAAGGCGGGUGUCUUAGAAGGUAUCGUAGAUGUGAUAACUAUGGAAAAGUUAUCGUUCGAUAAGAAGCAUCAAGGUACUAAUUUAAUAAGGACAAAAAUAUCUGAGAGCGGCGACGAAGGAAGACUAUGGGAUGCUGCUAGUGAGCAGCGACGACUGUUGACUGACAAGCUAUCGGGUCUAGACGACAAACUGGCAGACAUUGUUAUAGAGCAAGAGUCUUUAGAUAACGUGCAGCCGCAAAUGUUGGUCGAUUCCUUACACAGAGUCACUAUAGGUAGGAAAGGUGUGCCUGUAACGUUAGGAAGUUCCUACAAGAACAUCGGAGUACAGCCUCUAAUGGAUAGCGUCAUUCUCUACCUGCCGUCGCCAUCGAAUGUAGAUCGAUUGAAUCCAUAUCGAUGCUUCGAGGACAGUUUGGCAGCCAGAGUCUUCAAGGUUGUUCAUGACAAGCAUAGGGGACCAGUUACCUUUUUUAGGAUUUAUUCUGGCAGUAUGAAGAGGAGUCAGAAAUUGUACAACGUAACACGCGAGCAAAAUGAGCAAUGUACUCGUCUAUAUAUCGCUUGUGCCGAUGAUUACGAGGAAGUGGAUGAGGUGACCUAUGGUAAUAUCGCAGCUGUAGCUGGAUUAAAGAGUACUAUCACAGGCGACUUGAUGACGACGAGUACGUCGGUAGCCAGUCGCGCCAAGCAGACUAUGCUGAAGGAGAAUCCGGACCGGCUGGACUACGUAAACAAUUUCUUUGCGUCCGGAGUAAACUUGCUCGAUCCCGUUUUCUUUUGCUCCAUCGAACCGCCCUCCCUCUCGGCGCAGUCUGCUCUAGAGGUUGCUCUUCAGGAGUUGCAAAGGGAGGAUCCCAGCUUGCAUGUGAAGAACGAUCCAGUGACCGAACAGAUUGUGCUCGGAGGAAUGGGUGAGCUACACAUAGAGAUCAUUAAGCAGAGAAUCCAGACGGAGUACAAGAUCGACGUAGAUUUGGGUCCCCUGCAAAUCGCUUAUAAGGAAACGAUUCAGGAUGCUGUUGAAGAUACGCUGUUUGUGGAGCACAAGGUUGGCAACACGAUGCACAAAGUUAUGAUCACCAUGUCCUUAAUACCCAAUUACAAGGAUAAGGAGAAGCUGCUUCUGGAUAGGUCUCCAGAAAAUGCUUCGAAUAUUGAUGGUAUUCAUCCGCGAAUGAUGAACGCAAUUAAAAACGGUAUGAAAGCUGCACUACUGCAUGGUGUGAAAUUAAGUUGUCCGGUGAUUAAUGUUGGUGUCAAGCUCCACUGGCUGGAGACAACACGCGGUACUUCGGAUACUAUUAUUUCUGCCGCUGCCUCGCAAUGCAUUCGGAAGUUACUCCAAGAUGGAAACAGCAUGUUACUAGAGCCGAUGAUGCAAUUGGAAAUCGUUGCACCAGAGGAAUGUUCAUCGAGUAUCAAUGCUGAUCUUACUCGUAGGCGAGCAGUAAUGCAACAGAUUGAUAUACGCGGCAAUAAUAAGGUGAUUAGAACCCUCGCGCCACUAUCAGAAUUAUUGGGAUAUUCAACAACACUAAGAAUCAUUACAUCGGGCAAUGCAACGUUCUCGAUGGAAUUCAGUCAUUAUCAGCUAAUGACCACUGUCGACGAGGAGAAAGCCAUCGAAAAAAUUAAAGGAUUCUAAACUGAAUAGUGUAAAAUAAUGAACAAAGAGAUAAUAUUAUCAAAAG
Molecule: messenger RNA, 2610 nt
Organism: Monomorium pharaonis (pharaoh ant)
Lineage: Eukaryota; Metazoa; Arthropoda; Insecta; Hymenoptera; Formicidae
Gene: mRRF2
Product: ribosome-releasing factor 2, mitochondrial
Exons: 5
Coding region: 321-2564 (747 amino acids)
Biological process (GO): ribosome disassembly; mitochondrial translation
Cellular component (GO): mitochondrion
Molecular function (GO): GTPase activity; translation elongation factor activity; GTP binding
Source: RefSeq, a predicted model, not a curated record